Messenger RNA from Poecilia latipinna (sailfin molly), 4311 nucleotides. RefSeq names its product phosphatidylinositol-4-phosphate 5-kinase-like 1 (gene pip5kl1). The record is from RefSeq and is a predicted model, not a curated record. Gene Ontology annotation, molecular function: 1-phosphatidylinositol-4-phosphate 5-kinase activity. Gene Ontology annotation, cellular component: plasma membrane. Gene Ontology annotation, biological process: phosphatidylinositol phosphate biosynthetic process. Lineage: Eukaryota; Metazoa; Chordata; Actinopteri; Cyprinodontiformes; Poeciliidae. Bases 355 to 1671 code for a protein of 438 amino acids. The transcript is spliced from 11 exons.
CAAAGAGAAGUUCAGCAGAACUUUGAUUCCAUUAAAUUAAUCCAUAACAGAUUCAGAAACCUGAACGUUUCCAGCCCAGUUUAAAGUUCGGAACCGAUGGAAACUCCUGCAGAAGGACCAGCUGCUGGUUCUGGACCGGUCCGCCCAGCUGGACCGGGCAGGGCCGGGCUUUUAAUUUGAAGGGACGCUGCUGGUGUGGAGCCGGAGCCCAUCAGCCCGCAGAGCCAGUCGGUGUCAGGGUCUGGGUGUGACCGGAUCCAGGAUCAGUCCCGGCCCGGUCCGGCUGCGGCACAUGAGCCAGAGACACCGGACCGAACCGGAACCAGACCCAGAACCAGCAGAACUCACUCUGAGAUGGAGCCGUCUGGACGCCUGCCGCCGCCGUCGCAGCGAUCCGCCACCGUGAAGCGGCGGCGCUGGGGCGGCCUCAGGCAGCAGUGGAAACUUCUGGGUCUGUUUGAGAUCGACCAGCAGCACGACUUCUACGGCCUGACCUGCAGGAUGAAGGAGGGCCUGGCUGCAGCCAUACACACCUCCACACACACACCGCCAGCGAACGACCUUUCAGAUGAUGACUUCAGGUCCAAGGUCACGCAGGUGCAUAAGGACUUCUCCCUGGAGACGUUCGGCGGCCCGGUGUUCGCCGCUCUGCGCGCGUCACUGGGAAUCACAGAGGACGAGUAUCUGCAGUCUCUGUGCUCAGAAAGCUGCUACCUGCAGUUCAUCAGCAACUCCAAGAGCAAAGCCGACUUCUUCCUGACAAAUGAUAAACGUUUUUUCCUGAAGACUCAAAACAAACGAGAGAUUAAAUUCCUUCUGUCCAACCUGAAGAUUUACGUGGAGCAUCUGAGGAAGUUCCCACAUUCACUGCUGGUCAAGUUCUUAGGAGUUCACCGGAUCCGGAUCCCGCCCGGUCGGAAGAAAUAUUUCAUCGUGAUGCAGAGCGUCUUUUAUCCGGACGAACGCAUCAACGCCCGGUAUGACAUCAAAGGCUGCCAGGUGAGCCGGUGGACGGACCCGGCGCCGGAGGGCAGCCAGAUCAUCGUGGUUCUGAAGGACCUGAACUUUGAAGGCCAGUUCAUCACGCUGGGUGAGGAAGAGGAGGAGGAGGAAGGUCAGGUGGAGAUCGACACCGGCUUCCUGGAGCGGCUCAACGUUCUGGACUACAGCCUCCUGCUGGCCCACCAGCCGCUGCACCACGACGAGCGGAACCAGAACCUGUCCUUCGCCUCGCUCAUCGUCAGAACCAAGAAGUCCGUGAACCCCGGGUCCAGCCCGAUCCACGCCGGAGUCCCAGGAGCGGUUCUGGACGACGACGCCGGACCGUCACCGGAACCGGACUCGGGUUUAACGUCGCCGCGGGACCGAGACGACUCGACCCGGACGAGUCCGCGGCCCGCCGGAACCGGCGCCGACUCGCCCGACAUCCCGGACUUCAGGGCCCAGAACCGGCGGCUGCUUCCGAACCUGAAGAACCCGCUGCACGUCAUCGACGGGCCGGAGCAGCGCUACUUCAUCGGCAUCAUCGACGUUUUCACCGUCUACGGCCUGAAGAAGCGGCUGGAGCAUCUGUGGAAGAGCCUGAGGCAUCAUGGCCGCUCCUUCUCCACCGUCAGCCCGCAGGAGUACAGCGGCCGGCUGCGGGGGUGGGUCCGGGACCACAGCCAGUAGACCGGAACCACUGGGCCGGAACCACACGACUGGACCGGAACCACUGGGCCGGACCGGAACCACACGACUGGACCUGAACCACACCGACUGGACCAGAACCACACAACUGGGCCGGAACCACACCGACUGGACUAGAACCACACCGAGUAGAACCACACGACUGGACCAGAACCACACUGACUGGACCAUCUGCCUCCUCCAGCUCACAGAACCAGAACCGCCCAGCGGACUUUUUCUGGUUUCCAAAUGAAAACAAUCUUGUUAUAGAAAAUCAGAAACUAAACCAUCAUUCUGCAUCAGGUCAAAGGUUAAAGGUCACGGCUGCUUGCCAGAGUUGAAGGAGAAAGCCUCUUCUCUCUAGAAGCAAGAUGGCUGCCGGACUGAGGUGAGCAAAGCCGAGACGUCGUGACGACGUCCUCUGGGCCGAACACCAGGCACGGUGGUGGAGGCAUCAGGAUGUGGGCAUAACCUCUCAGUCAGUGAUUGGACGAGACCAGGGGUGUCCAAAGUUGCGGCCUGGGCUCCAUUUUUGGCCCUCAGACUGAUUCUUGCGGCCGCCAGCUGCAGAUCAGGAAAGAAUCAAACUUCAGACCUGGAUUAGAUUAGGGAGAUUAGACCUUCCUAAUCUAAUCUGAUGCAAAUAAAUUACUUUAUUGAUCCCAGAGGGAAACAAAAUCGCCAUGGAGACCAACGUAAACAAUCCUGCAUGAUGAAAACAGAGGAACCGUUGUUCAGCACGAAGGUUUUUCAUCUGCUAACCCGGUCCGCCGUUGAUUCAGAUUAAAUUUUUUAUUUGUAAUCAAAGUAAAAUCAUCAGCAGAAUUAUUAGCAGAGUCCUUAAAGUCUUAAAACGACUUAAAAAUUGGCCUUAAAUACACCAAUCACAGGAGUUAAACUUGGUCUGUAGCUAGCUGCUAAUAACUCCAUGCUAACUAGCUAGCUUAUUUUGAUUGUUGGUUUUGGUUCGGUUCUGUUCAGGCUGUAGAAUCCAGCUGGAUCCUCCAAACAUCACCUGGAUUUAGAUGUUUCAUUUCAGCUGAAUUAAAAACGUCUUGAAACCUGCAGAUGUUACAAAGUAUUUAACUGCGUCUGACAGUUUUACUGACAAACCGACUGCUGCUUGGCUAAAAACGAGCAGAGACAAAACAAAAAUGGCCGACUGGUUUUAUUGAUUUUAUUUAUUGGAACUGAUUUUACAAACUUCUGAAGCUUCAAACUGCAGCAGAAUCCAUGAAGGAUGUGAGAUCCUGGUGAAGAUCCAGGAUGUAAGUACACCCUGCUGGAUGACAGGGUGUACUUACAUACAUACUUACUUUUCCUCCCAGUUUCCAGAUGAUGGUUUAGUUUCUGAUCUGCUGCGUCUCAAUAUGCAUCAUGUGCUGUUUAUUGGACUCUGACGUCUUUCUGCCUUACAGGAACAUCCAUGAUGAUGUUUUGUUUGAACUGUGUGACGUUUAAAUGAUUAGUUUGGUUUUUAUUUCAUGUUUUUCGUUAUAAAUCUGUAUUUUUAUGCAAACAGACCUGAAAGGCCUGCAGUCCAGUCCAAGAAACAAACGUUACAAAUCCUUCAUUCUGAGGAUUUCUGCCUUCGAUUAGCUUGACCAAAGGCUCUGCCUCAGGCCCACAGCAUGAUGCUGCCUCUGCCAGCCACAGAGCCCGGUCGCUCCACUUCCUGUUGCUCCGUUUUUUCCUCAGGAGUUCUGAUCCGACCGGAUCCUCGGACAGUUUCAUGAUUUCCUCUACAGGAAGUAAUCCGUCUGUCUUUGACCCGUUUGUUUCUGUCCAGAACUGAAUCCAAUAAAACCCGGUUUGGAUCCGGAUCAGAACCUCCAGCAGCUAGCUCCACCUUCGGGUCAGAACCUCCAGCAGCUAGCUCCACCUUCGGGUCAGAACCUCCAGCAGCUAGCUCCACCUUCACCAUCAAACGCCUCCCAGUCCUGAACCUGCAGAAACCAACAUAAAUCUGAUCUGACGCCUGGACGCAGAGCUGAGCACGCUAAUGCUAAUGCUAAUGCGCUAAUAGCAGAGCUAGUUUAAUGUUUAGCACUUUAGCUAAGUUUCCUAACAAUUAGAGCACUUAGCUUCAUCUAAAUACCUUGUUGGUGUAGCACUUUAGCUUUAGCUUCUGCUAAAUACCAUGUUGGUGUAGUGCGUUAGCGUAGCUAAUGUUCAUGAUGAGUUAUUUAGAUUUAAGUGGCGGUGCCGACCACUGGCUUGUUGAGUUCAGGCUACUUUAGGUCAAAGGUCAGUGAGGAUUAGGAAGCGGAUCGAUCGGUGGAUCAUCUGAUCAGAAUCUCCACUGAUCCAAUCUUUAGUUUUGGUUCCAGAACUGAGAAACUAAAUGUUUGGUUCUGGUCAGAAACGUCUGAUGGAUCAUAUCUGAUGAACCGGAACCAGAAACCAUCAGGUCCAAACGGGAUGGCUCCCAGUGAGGGGAACUGGAGCCAGACCCGGGUCGGAUCCAGAACUCCUGUUGGAUCCUGUGAACUCCUCAGGGGCUGAACCUUUAGGCCCAAAGCAGGUUCAGCUCCUGCAGAUGUCCAUCAUGAUAAAACCGUUUCUGGUGCCUGAGAGGCAGGAAUGAUGUGAACGGAUGAAACAUCGUUGCUUUGUACCGCCUGCAAUAAAGAGAAAUGAAAG